Daucus carota subsp. sativus is the source of this 1417-nucleotide messenger RNA. Its product is annotated as high mobility group B protein 10. Lineage: Eukaryota; Viridiplantae; Streptophyta; Magnoliopsida; Apiales; Apiaceae. Gene Ontology annotation, molecular function: DNA binding. Bases 13 to 1164 code for a protein of 383 amino acids. The record is from RefSeq and is a predicted model, not a curated record. The transcript has 6 exons.
CUCCAUAGCAAAAUGCAAGAAAAUCAAGAGGAAUACAAGGGGGCAGUGCAAGCAAAAACCCAAAUGGACGGCUGUGAUGAGUCGGUGGCGGUGCGUAAGAUGAUGAACAUGAAGCUCUCUUCUUCCGAUGAUUUCUAUGAAAAGCUUACGAGGUUUCACCACUCAUCUGGACUUACUUUAAUCUUUGAUUUCCGGAAGACUAAAGUGGACCUGUAUCGUUUUUAUAAAGAUGUGACUAAAAGAGGAGGAUACCAUGAGGUAACUAAAGGUGGGAAAUGGGAUGAAGUUGCGUCUUCCUUGAAUGCAGAAGGCGGUGUUAUAAUAUCACCAAAUCAAACUCAAAUGCUUUAUGCAAAUUUCUUUCAUCAGUUUGAGCAAACAUACUACUAUCGUACUAAUUUUGAAGUGAAACCAUUUAAAACUGCUCUAACAGGUCAGUCUUCUGUUACAGACAAAAGCUCAGGCAGUCCUGCAAAGAAGGCAAAGAAGCAAAGGCUUAAUGAACAUAAUGCUGAUGAUUUGGUAGAAAAAAGGGUUUCUGCACCAAGUUCUUUCCAGUUUCCAACAGUGGUCAAGUCCAUGGAGAAAAACCGGUCAUUACAAGUCCCGUUAGAAGAGGCGAGUCUUCUCCUGCAAACGCCAGCAAAAGCCAAGGAGACUCAGAAAUCAUCUGACAGGGAAAUGAAGCAACAUAAAAAUGCUCCGAUGGGAGUUAGAACAUCAUAUAUGAUCUUUCAUAGGAUGGAAUGUGAAAGACUAAAAAUAAUACAUGGAAAGGGUUCACCAGGCCAGAUUAGAAACAUGGCCAAUGAUGCAUGGAAGCGUCUAUCCGAGCAUGAUAGGCAGCCAUACAUAGAGGCAAGUAAAAGAGACAAGGAAAGAUACUCCCGAGAGAUGGCAGAGUUCAAGAUUGCAUACAAACAGAUAGCAGCAACUCAAAGUGUUUCAGCUAAUACAGAAUCAACUACUGCAGUUCACUUUCCAAAACCUCCUCCGCAAACUGACAGUCAGCACCAUCCGAAUUUAUCAGAUGAUGCAUAUCAUGUAAAUUUUCCACAUGAUGCCAGUGACAACGUUGUUAUCAUCGAUGAAAAGUUUGAUGUUGACAUCGUGCAGAAAGCCGAAUCAAAUGAUCCCACAAUUCAGCUCAACAUGCACGGGUAAACUUGAGUUAGUCAGAAAGAAUAGUCAGGCCCCGGAGCCCGGAGGCUCACUGGGCGUGCUGAUUGGGUAAGGGCUAUAGUAAUGGCGUGUGUCCUUAGUUGCUAUUGCUACAUGUAUUAUGCAACUCUUGGCUCUUGCUAUAAAUAAUAUGCAACUCCCAAACCUUUUGAAAACAACUUGUCCUUGAGGUGGCCAUUUGGAUACACUUCGAAAACCGAGUUUAAGCAAUAUAACUGCAGUCUAUCUCUAGCUA